Caenorhabditis angaria is the source of this 1911-nucleotide messenger RNA. NCBI's taxonomy places the organism in Eukaryota, Metazoa, Nematoda, Chromadorea, Rhabditida, Rhabditidae. The record is from the annotation of a GenBank genome assembly.
AUGAGGAUAAGAUGUUGUGUUGUAUUUUCGAGAAGUUCGAUAACUGGCAGAGGACGACCACAAUUAUCGAGAAGAACAGAGGCUGAUUUGAUUUUGGAAAGAGUAAGGCAUUUUUGUACUCCUCAAAGGAAUAUUAUUUUUUAGGUUGGCGGAAAUUAUCAAAUCAGAUUCGAAGUUCAGAAUAACAGAGAGAGAAAUGUUUUUCCGGUAUGUCUUCGAAUCAAAAGUAGAAUAAAAAUUCUAAGUUCAAAAAUUUCAGCUUAACCCAUUCCCACAAAUUGUUCAACCAGUUGGACCUGGAAGAAUCUCUUUGACAUUUCCACGCCGGCCACAAACACUAGUUUUAUGUGAUAAUAUAGAUUUACGACAAUUGAGAGAAUUAAUGAUUGCACUUGAAAAUAUAAGAAAUGGAGUUGAUGUGACAUUACAACCAUCUCAGGUAAUUCAUUCAUUCAUUUUUGUUAGUUUUUUCACAUUUUGAAUUUUUUAGAGUAGAAGAGGUGGUAUUUCUAGACCAUCAUCAGUCUUAAUAAGGAAUGCAGAAGAUUAUUUGGCACAUGCUAUUAACUUUACGGAUCAAGUAACAACUUUUAUAAUUCAACCAAUUGGAAAGCGAGUUUGUGAUCCAAGAUGGAGGAAUAUGCCAAAUUUAACAAGACUUGUUUUGAAUGGAAAUCUAUUUGGAGAUGGACCCAAUCCGGAUUCAUUGGAAAUUCUUGCAAGUUUUCGACAUUUACUUAUUUUGGAAAUUAGUCAAUGUCGAUUGGGAACUAUUCCAGUUGCAAAACUUGUUAGUUUCUUGUCUUUUGAAACAAUUAAUAACGGAAGGUUGUUUUUUCAGAAUAAAGCGAUAUCUCAAUUAUCUCCAACUAUUCAUUAUUUGAAUUUAUCUAAUAAUGAAAUUCGAAAAUUUCCGAGAGUAAUCCCCAUAACUCAACUUAGACGUUUGGAUAUUUCAAGAAAUUUAUUAACCAGAAUUCCGUGGAAGGUUUGUUUUAGUUUUUCGAAUAUAAUUAAAUUUUGAAUUGAAAUUUAGAUUGUAUUGCUAAGAAAUCUCAUUCAUCUUGAUGUCAGUUCAAAUAAUUUGUCAUCAUUUCCUUCAACAAUUGAAACUCUACAAUUGCCCAAAUUUUUUUGCAAUCAAAAUCCAGCUGUUUUGCCGUGAGUUUUUCAUUAAAGUUUUUCCGAUUAUUUGAAGUCAAUUUUUACCUAAACUUUCGAAUUAUUUGAAAUUAAAUUUCUCGAAAAUCACAUCUCAUAAACGACUCUCAAUUUGUAUUUUUACAGAAUAGGUCGAAGAUUUGAUGAAACAACGAGACGAUUAGAAAAUCCAUGGGGUUUUGAAUAUUCGCAUCCAGGAGGAGUUGAUCGACUUGCUACAAUUGCUGCUCAUGUUGUGAAUACCACCAAGUAAGUUCUGUUUUUUUGAAACUAAACUAAUCCUCCAAAAAUUUGCAGCAAUCUUCGUACAAUUGCUCAACAAAUCAUUCCAAAGCAAUUGUCACACGAAUACGUGAAUUCGAAUGAUCCACAAGCUACGGAACAAUCAGUGGAUUUAUGUUCAGUUUGUGGACAUCUAACACAAAUUCGAAGUGUUACAGCAAAACAGAAAGAGUCGGGAUCAGUAGCUCAAGAAGAAAUCGAUGUUGUUAAUCAAAAUUUAGUUAUAGCGUGAGUUUUUUAUAAAGAGAAAAGGUUUCGUUAUGAUAGAAGUAGAAAAAAACUGUUAGGAAAUUUAAAAUUCUUGUGGAUCAGACUAAAUUUGAAAUAGUCGAUCUUUUAAUGAGAAAUUAGGAAUAUUAAACAAUAUUUAUAUCUUACAGAUAUUCAAAAUGCAUAAGAUGCUCAGUUAAACCGGUUCACCAACUCCAACUCAGUCCUGAUUUUCAUUUUAAUGGCAAUUUGUUUUAA